AUGAAACGACUCCUAAUACCGACUAGACUGAGGCACGUCCAAAGACGAAACAAAGCGGAGGCGAUUGCAGCAGCGCCUCCCCAAGCACCCCAUGUUCCCGUGCUCUGCGACACUGCCAUUGAACAUCUUCAGCCCGUACCAGGAGGCACCUACAUCGACAUGACCUUUGGAGCUGGGGGCCACACCAGACGUAUUUUUGAAAAGUGUCCUGAGGCGAAGGUCUAUGCAUUGGAUCGUGAUCCAGUGGCCCACCAGCUGGCAAGGGAACUGUGCCAACAGGAAAAGUACAAGGGCAGACUGAUUCCAUUGCUGGGAAAGUUCUCGGAUAUACCAAAGCUAUUUGAGGAGCAUGGCCUCUCCAGGAACUCGGUAAACGGCGUACUGUUCGAUUUCGGCUGCAGCUCAAUGCAGUUCGAUGAGGCUGAAAGGGGGUUCUCCAUUUCCAAGGACGGUCCGUUGGAUAUGCGCAUGGAUAAGGGCCACAGUGGCGGAGUGACUGCCGCCGAAGUGUUGUCUAAAAUAGAAGAAUCCGAUUUGGCUCGAAUCCUCAGGAUCUAUGGCGAGGAAAAGGCCGCCAAGAAAAUAGCCCGCGGGUUAAUAGACGCCCGCAAAGCCCUCGUACAAAUUGAAACCACAAAACAGCUAGCGGACUUGGUGGAGGAUAUUCUAUCCACCGGCCCGAGGAGGGAUAAGCUACAGAGGCCCUCUCACUCGGCCACAAAGACCUUUCAGGCCCUUCGCAUCUUUGUCAACAACGAGCUAAACGAGAUCAACUAUGGCAUGGUUUUGGCUAACGAAAUCCUCCGCCGCGAUGGCCGACUGGUCACCAUUACCUUCCAUUCACUGGAGGAUACCAUUGUCAAACGUCACAUCAAUGGCAACGUUGUGGCCGGUGCCGCCAACCCCUUGCCCCUCAAGUAUUCUGGACACGACAUCAUCGACGACCCGGAGAUGCUGGAAUCCCUAGUCCAAACCAAUUGGAAGCCGCUUCACCGUCAUGUCAUCGUCCCAGAUGCCGAGGAGGUAGCCCGGAAUAGCAGGAGUCGCUCCGCCAAGCUGAGAGCAGCCGUCAAAGUAAACUGAAAGAGCACGUCAAUAAAAUUCCUCAGUCUAGUCCAG
Molecule: messenger RNA, 1119 nt
Organism: Drosophila bipectinata
Lineage: Eukaryota; Metazoa; Arthropoda; Insecta; Diptera; Drosophilidae
Product: probable methyltransferase-like protein 15 homolog
Biological process (GO): rRNA base methylation
Molecular function (GO): rRNA (cytosine-N4-)-methyltransferase activity
Source: RefSeq, a predicted model, not a curated record